Messenger RNA from Selaginella moellendorffii, 1935 nucleotides. Its product is annotated as inositol-3-phosphate synthase. The record is from RefSeq and is a predicted model, not a curated record. Gene Ontology annotation, biological process: inositol biosynthetic process; phospholipid biosynthetic process. Gene Ontology annotation, molecular function: inositol-3-phosphate synthase activity. Gene Ontology annotation, cellular component: cytoplasm. The transcript has 10 exons. The coding region runs from base 188 to 1723 and encodes 511 amino acids. NCBI's taxonomy places the organism in Eukaryota, Viridiplantae, Streptophyta, Lycopodiopsida, Selaginellales, Selaginellaceae.
UGUAGGUUUGGAGGCGCUUUACGAAUAUUUAGGGCUGCCGAGGCCCCGGCAUUUCCUCUCAGCUGGUUUCGCUCGAUCGAUCGAUCGCAUCGGGCGCUCUCUCCCACCUCGCAGCUCAGUUCUCGAUCGGCUCCUCUAGAUUAGCUCCUUCUAUUCCUUUGAUUGCUCGCGUCUUGCUUGCUCGAAUAUGUUUAUCGAGAGCUUCCGUGUGGAGAGCCCCAAUGUCAAGUACUCGGAGGAGCACAUCAGCUCUGUGUAUGACUACAACACCACCGAUCUCGUCCACGAGAAGAAUCGCGAGGGGAAAUACGAGUGGGUCGUGAAGCCGAGCACUGUUACAUAUGAAAUCCAGACUCAAAGGAAGGUCCCCAAGCUCGGUAUCAUGCUUGUUGGCUGGGGGGGAAACAAUGGAUCCACGUUAACUGCUGGAAUCAUCGCCAAUAGAGAAGGCAUCUCUUGGGUCACCAAGGAUGGUGUCCAGCGACCAAAUUACUUUGGCUCAGUUACUCAAGCUUCUACGUGUCGAAUUGGCUCUUUCAGAGGAGAAGAGAUCUAUGCUCCUUUCAAGAGCUUGCUUCCCAUGGUGAAUCCUGACGAUGUUGUUCUUGGGGGAUGGGAUAUCAACAACAUGAACCUCGCAGAUGCCAUGGAGCGAGCGAAAGUUUUGGACAUGGACCUCCAGAAGCAGCUGAGACCUUACAUGGACAAGAUGGUGCCACUCCCGGGGGUUUACGACCCCGAUUUCAUUGCAGCCAACCAAGGUUCUCGCGCAAACAACAUCUUCAAAGGCUCCAAGAAAGAGAAGAUGGAUAAGAUCAUCGAGGACAUCAGACACUUCAAGUCACAAACCAAAGUGGACAAAGUCGUGGUUUUGUGGACUGCAAACACGGAACGCUACAGCGAUGUGAUUGUGGGCCUGAAUGACACGAAGGAGAACUUGUUCGCUUCACUCGAGAGAGACGAGCCCGAAAUCUCUCCCUCCACUAUUUACGCCUUGGCGUGUAUCCAAGAGGGUGUUCCUUUCAUCAACGGGAGCCCCCAGAACACUUUUGUCCCAGGUGUCAUUGACUUUGCUGUGGAGAAAGGAACUCUCAUCGGUGGCGAUGAUUUCAAGUCUGGACAAACAAAGAUGAAAUCCGUGCUCGUGGAUUUCCUGGUCGGUGCUGGCAUCAAGCCAACCUCCAUUGUCAGCUACAAUCAUCUUGGUAACAAUGAUGGAAUGAAUCUAUCUGCGCCUCAAACAUUCAGAUCCAAGGAAAUCUCCAAGAGCAAUGUGGUUGACGACAUGGUUUCUAGCAAUGCCAUCUUGUUCAAGCCCGGUGAACAUCCUGAUCAUGUGAUCGUCAUCAAGUAUGUUCCUUACGUCGGUGAUAGCAAGCGGGCCAUGGACGAAUACACGUCCGAGAUAUUCAUGGGAGGCAGGAGCACCAUCGCCAUGCACAACACUUGCGAGGAUUCGCUGCUUGCAGCCCCGUUGAUUCUCGACUUGGUCCUCCUCGCCGAGCUUUGCUCCCGGAUCCAGCUGAAAAGAGAAGGAGAGGAAAAGUUCCACUCUUUCCAUCCAGUUGCAGCCUUGCUGAGCUACAUGACAAAAGCUCCUCUGGUUCCCCCCGGUACUCCGGUCAUCAAUGCAUUGUCCAAGCAGCGAGCGUGCUUGGAGAACGUUUUGAGAGCCUGCAUUGGAUUGGCCCCCGAGAACAACAUGCUUCUCGAGUACAAGUGAGAGGAUGAAUGGUAGAUGGAAGGAAGCAAAGGAUGAUCCAAGCAAAGCAACCAAAGUUGUGUGAAGAAAAAAGAAAACAAUCCAGAAAACAAUCCAUUGUUGUUGGAGAUGGAGGGGAUCGGUAGUCUUCGUGAUGUUCUCGUCCAUCAUUGUAAUGCCGCUGUGGCCGCAGAUUUUUUCGAUCAAGCAAGAUCUUGUCUUUUAUCUUCUAA